Messenger RNA from Plasmodium knowlesi strain H, 2904 nucleotides. RefSeq names its product RNA-binding protein, putative. Gene Ontology annotation, cellular component: nucleus. The coding region runs from base 1 to 2904 and encodes 967 amino acids. Gene Ontology annotation, molecular function: RNA binding. NCBI's taxonomy places the organism in Eukaryota, Apicomplexa, Aconoidasida, Haemosporida, Plasmodiidae. The record is from RefSeq and is a predicted model, not a curated record. The transcript has a single exon.
AUGUUUUCAUUUGGCCUUAAAAAAAAAAAAAAGGAGGAGGAGCAAUCCGUCGAGGAAAAACCUAAUGAGGAGAAUAAAAGCCCCGUAGAGGAGAAGAAUGACAAUAAGGAACCCACCGAUGAUGAUAAAGCCAAGGAAGAAGCGGAAAAUGAGGAAAAACAGGUAGAGAGUAAAGGCAGAAAUAGGAGGACAAGGAAAACUGUUAGGAAAACAAAGAAGGGGCAGAAGGAAGAGGAGGAAGUAAAAGAAGAAGUAAAGGAGGAAGUAAAAGAAGAAGUGAAAGAAGAAGUAAAGGAAGAAGAAGAGGAAGAGAAGGAAGAGGAAGAUAAAAAAGGAAAAAAGGGUAAGAAAGAGCCGAAGGGUAAAAGGGGCAGCGCCAGGAAGGGCAAAAAGGUGGCCGCCGAUGAGAAAGAAGAAGAAGACAAGAAGGACGAGGCGAAUGAGGUAAACGAGGCGAACGAGGUAAACGAGGCGAACGAAGAAGCGGAGAAUGAAGAACGGAAGAAGGAAUUGAAGGCUGAAGAGGAAUUGAAGGAUAAGGACGCCAAAGCAAGCGCACUAACGCUGGAAAUUCUGGGAGAUAUUCCUGAUGCUGAUUUAAAGCCUCCAGAAAAUGUUCUAUUCGUUUGUAAGCUCAAUCCGGUAACGGAAGAAGAAGAUUUAAAAACAAUUUUCGCGAGAUUCGGACCGAUUACAUCGUGUAACAUUGUAAAGGAUAAGGUAACGAACAACUCUCUACAGUACGCCUUUGUUGAAUUUGAAAAGAAAGAAGAUUGUCUUAAUGCCUACUUCGAAAUGGAUAACGUCAUAAUUGACGACAGAAGAAUACACGUGGAUUUCUGCCAGUCGUUAGCGAAAUAUAAGGGAGAAAUAAAAAACUGGAAAAUCGAAAAUGAGGCUGUCCUGGAAAAUAUUAAAAAAAGGAAAUUGGACCAAGAGGACACCAGAAGGAAGAGGGGAGGUAAGGGAACUGCCAACAGAAUUACCAACGGAGAACUGAACGAAGAGGAGGAAGAAGAAAACGUUCGAGUCUUUAAAUACGAAAGUGAUAACAGCAAAAAGGAACAUGAAAAUAAUUCCGAUAACGAGGAAAAAAAAGAUGAUCCAAAUGACAGCGCGGAGAACAAUGCUGAAGAAAGUGCCAAGUACAAAUACACUAACGACAAAAGGUACAACCCUUCUAAAUAUUACAAAGACAAUUAUAAUAACUAUUCCAGUCAAUACCCCUACAGAAGGUAUUCUUACAAAUACAGAUAUAAUAAUAAUUACAAUGCCCCCUACGGGAAGAACUUUUUCUAUCGCAAAAAUUAUAACAACAAUUUCUAUGAUAAGUAUAACUAUUAUGAUAAAGUAAGAAAAAAUGGCAUGUUCAACAAACGGAAUUAUUCUCCAAGAGAUGGUGUAGGCCACCGAAAUGACGACUACUCCAGUCGGUACAGAAGACAACGUAGUUACUCCUCGGACCAUUCGCAGAAGAGGAGAUCAGAUAAGGAAUAUGCUAGAAAGAGUGAAAAUAGAAAAUACGCAAGUAAAUCGAUGGAAAAAUCUCCAAAAAGAGGCGAGCAUGAUAAGUAUCGUUACCCAAGGGAUGGUCAUAGGGAAAGAGGAUACUCGAAUGAUAAAAAUGCUGAUGACUCGCUGCUAAGAAGCGGGAAGAAAAUGAAGGAUAGAGGUGCAGCUACAUCGGGAUACGGUGAUUAUGGCCAUUAUAAGAAUGGCGAUGAUGAAGGACAUUCCAAUUAUAAUUAUAAAGUGCAGAGGAAAACGAACAGAUCACGCUCAUAUUCUGUGGGGAUGAACGGUAAGGAAGAAAGCAAGGGAUACUUGAAACGAGAUGGAUAUAACAAUGAUUAUUACUACGAUAAAAAACGAAAAUACGGACAACAGUACGAAAGGGCACCUGGGGAUGACGGUUACACGUAUAAUAAUGGCCAUUCUAAUGGUUCGUACAGUAAAAGGCUGAAAGGGUAUCCAGACGGUGGGGACGAGGAGAGAUAUAAGAAGGUCUAUCCGAAGUAUUCCGACACGUAUGACAAAAAUUUCUACUCAAAGGAUCAGCGAAAAGAUUUUUACGAUGCGGACAAAAAAUCGAGCAAAUACAAAAAUGAUGAGUACGGAAAAUACGACAGAGACGCCUCUUACGAUUACAAGGCAGACAGGAAAAAAUAUGGCGACAAAAACGAGGAUUUAUAUAACAAGCCAAAGUAUAGCAAGUACGACUCGUACGAGCGAGAUGAUGGUAAGAAGUAUAAUAAUGAUGGAAAAGCUUACGGCAAGAGUUACAAGGACGAAAAGAGCUAUGGUAAGUACAAGGAUAGAGCGUACGACCGAGAGGAAGAUGGUGAUCCGCAGAAGAGUUCCAAAUAUUACAGCAAGGAAGACAAAAAGUGGUAUAAAAAAAGGGACGAAAAAGAGAAUAAAUCGAGGCAAAAAGAUGAUUACAAAUAUGAUGACCUAGAUAAAGGAAAACGAGACAAAUCAUAUGAUCGAAAAAACAAAGGGGACGAUAGCAGAGAUCGAGCGAAUGACAAAAAAAGUUACAACUACAAAAGUAAGAAGGGAAAAUAUGGGGACGGAAAAAAAGAUGAUGAUUAUAACACCUCUCUUAAUACAAGGCGAGACAGAAAAAAUAAGGACAGCAAAAAAAGAAGAUCGAAAUCGUACUCCGGUGUAAGUCAUAACAGUUCAGCUAAAUAUGCGUCCAAAGGUAAAAAGCAAAAGAAGGAAAAAUAUUCAUCAAAAGAUAAAAAAAAGGACAAUAGGAAUAAAAAUUAUGAAGAUGAUGACUACGAAAAGUAUGAUAACUCGAUUAGCAACUCGAAAGGUUCCUAUUCAAAUAAGAAGGACAAUAAGAAUAACUCCUACGCCGGCAAAUCCGAAUCUGCUAAUUCAGAUUAUUCAUGA